AUGAAAGAAACCCUUAAUUAAUUCUCUACUAAUAGUUAAGAAUGCAAUCCCAAUCAAAGCCCCUCUCUUUAUUUGCAUUUGGAUUUGUGUUUUCGCAAAGCAGCAGCUUUCUUCAUAAUUCUUCAGAUCAUUAGGGAGAGUGAUUUAGUAAAUUGGCCAUUUCGGUUUUCUAAUGGCGCCCAUAGAUUGCUGUCAUUCUGUGGUUAUGGAAGCCAAAGGAAGAGUAUCAGAUAGAUGAAAUGGGCAAGAUAAAGAGCAUGUAAUUAAGCUGGAAUUGUUUCCUAUGGUACACGUUUAAUCAUUCCUAAUGUUCAUGUCCUUGUUCUUUGACAGGCUUGUUUGUGCGAGCAAUGGAUAAUUCAAGUGGAUCAUCGAACUUUCAACACAUAGGGAGAUGGACAGCGCUGCCCCAUAGAACACAGUUGCCACAGAUGCCCCCAUCCUUGAACCAUUAUAACUUGAAUCAUGAGGUAGGAUCAAUAGGAAACCCAAAACCUACAGGGGGACAGCCCACCCAAAGCAUUUCUUCUGAAAGCGUUCUCAUAGAGGAACCACCAUCUUGGUUUGAGGAACUUCUUAAUGAACCGGACACACCUAUGCAGAGAGGCCACCGGCGUUCAGCAAGCGACUCUCUUGCAUACUUGGGUGCAGUAGCUAAGGUAUCUAACACAAACGAGGAUCAUAAGUUCAAAAAUAGCUUCGCAUGGCCUUCUUUCGGCUCUUUAUGCAAUGCUUCCACCUACACAAGGCCAAGCUCUUUUGAUGAAAAUCAGAAUAGGGCAUGGGAAUCAUCUUUGAAUUGUUUGAACUACACAAGUGACCUUCCAUUGACAAGGGAUCAGCCAAACAUAAUAAAUGUUCAAGUCUCGGGAUCAUGUGCUCCUCCAGAUCAACCAGAUGGGGUGCCACCCAUAGCUACUAAAAAGCAAGAUUGUGCAGAAUCUAUUUCACAUAACCAAGAAGACUCUUCUGAACGAAGUGAUUCCUCUUCUGCUCAGCCUUCUUUGUCCAAGAAUGAUGCAAAACGUGCUAAACAGCAAUUUGCUCAACGUUCACGGCUCAGGAAACUUCAAUAUAUAGCAGAACUGGAAAUGAGCGUCCAGGUCUUACAGGCAGAAGGAUGUGAAAUUUCAGCUGCCGUUGAAUAUCUUGACCAGCACAAUCUUAUAUUAGGCAUGAAGAACCGAGCCCUGCAGCAACGGUUAGAAAGUUCAUCUCAGGAGUACCUCAUUAAACAAUUGGAACAGGAUAUGUUAGAGCGAGAAAUCAGAAGGCUUCAAAUUCUGUACCAGCAACAGCAACAGCAACAGCAACAGCAACAGCAACAGCAGCAGCAGCAGCAGUUCUCUGGUCAUCGUAGAGCCAAGAGUAGAAAUCUUGAUUCCCCAUUUUCGAACACUUCUGUAAAAACAUAAGGAAGCCAGUGUCAGUAGCAAUGCGGUUUGUGGCUCUCUCCACGUUCAAAUGUGGAGUUUCUAUUAUAGUAACAAUAAUGUUAUUUAUAUGUUUAUGUAA
This is a messenger RNA of Vitis vinifera (wine grape), 1515 nucleotides long. RefSeq lists its product as uncharacterized. Gene Ontology annotation, biological process: regulation of DNA-templated transcription. The record is from RefSeq and is a predicted model, not a curated record. The transcript has 4 exons. Lineage: Eukaryota; Viridiplantae; Streptophyta; Magnoliopsida; Vitales; Vitaceae. Gene Ontology annotation, molecular function: DNA-binding transcription factor activity. Bases 351 to 1415 code for a protein of 354 amino acids.